AUGAGGCCGCACGGGACUCCUGUGGCGCUGCUGGCGGCGGCGUGUCUCCUCCUUCUCGGCUCGUGCGCGCUCUCACGGGUGGAGGAGGCGAAGAGCCCGGAGCGGCUCUUCCUCGGCUCCCUCGGGCUCUCCGGGCGGCCUCGGCCCGCGGGGAGCCAGCAGCCGGGGCGCCACGUCCCCUCCGCGCUCUGGAGGAUGUUCCGAAGGUCAGAGGGCGACCACGCCGAGGAGAGCGACCCCUGCACGGUGUCCGAGUACGGAGUCCGCGGCAACAUCAUCCGCUAUGUGCAAGACCAAGGCCGGCUGGUAUCUGGCUGGAGCAGCAGCUGUCGGGCCUGUCUGGAGAAGCAGCUUUACUUCAACAUGUCCGUCCUGCAGCCUGUGGAGCUGCUGUCUCUGGCUCAGCUGGAGAUCACGUUCCACUGGAAGCUCCUGCAGGGGCCCCGGGCCCUCAGCGUGUCCCUGUAUCAAGUGAUCCGGGCCACGCUGAGGGGUGCCGACCCCCAGGCCGGCCGCAGACUUCUGCUGUCCCAGUCGGUCCGGCUGCAGCACGAGCCCACAUCCGUCGCCGUGGACCUCACGGCGCUGGCGGAGGGCUGGCGCAAACCGGGGCGCAACUACGGGCUGCUGCUGGAGCUGCUGCCUCUCGACGCGGAGCCGGAGGAGCUGCUUCCCUUCCACCCCGGCAACUCCCUACCGCUGGAGCCGGCCUCCGCCCUGCCGCUGGUCCAGGCCUCGCUGGUGGCCGUGUCCCUCAACCCCCACCAGUGUCGCUCCGGGCGGCGGCGGAGGCGAAGCGCCGUCCACCUGCCCGUGACGCCCAGCAACGUGUGCAAGGCUCGCCGCCUCUACAUCGACUUCAAGGAUGUGGGCUGGCAGGACUGGAUCAUCGCUCCGCAGGGCUACAUGGCCAACUAUUGCCACGGCGAGUGCCCGUUCCCACUCAGCGAGAGCCUGAACGGCACCAACCACGCCAUCCUGCAGACGCUGGUGCACUCCUUGGACCCGCACGGCACGCCGCAGCCCUGCUGCGUCCCCAUCCACCUCUCCCCGAUCUCCAUGCUCUACUACGACAACAACGACAACGUGGUGCUCCGGCAUUACCAGGACAUGGUGGUGGACGAGUGCGGGUGUCGGUGA
Molecule: messenger RNA, 1140 nt
Organism: Cyclopterus lumpus (lumpfish)
Lineage: Eukaryota; Metazoa; Chordata; Actinopteri; Perciformes; Cyclopteridae
Gene: gdf3
Product: growth differentiation factor 3
Exons: 2
Coding region: 1-1140 (379 amino acids)
Biological process (GO): BMP signaling pathway; SMAD protein signal transduction
Cellular component (GO): extracellular region
Molecular function (GO): growth factor activity; cytokine activity
Source: RefSeq, a predicted model, not a curated record